Molecule: messenger RNA, 3078 nt
Organism: Drosophila biarmipes
Lineage: Eukaryota; Metazoa; Arthropoda; Insecta; Diptera; Drosophilidae
Gene: stw
Exons: 8
Coding region: 203-2539 (778 amino acids)
Biological process (GO): iron ion transport
Cellular component (GO): plasma membrane
Molecular function (GO): copper ion binding; oxidoreductase activity
Source: RefSeq, a predicted model, not a curated record
GUGCUUAAACGCGUUGCGUGUACUUCAAUAAUAAAUUGAGCUGGUGCAGCUACCGCUUAGUAUACAUACUAAUAAGAAAAAAAAAAUUUUGUAUACUUUAGUCAGCCUACUUUAAAUAUACUUUUAAACACCACAAAGUUUUCACGUCGGAACGAAGCUCAGUGAAUUUCAACAAUUGUAAAUUGAAAGUUACCUAGAAGCCAUGAAGAGCAAAGGAAUUUUAAAGACUAUUAUUUUUCUCCUCCAUAUAAUCAUAUUUUAUGAGAUUUCUGAAACGUAUGCAUUACGUGUUGCUAACUCGCUGCCAAAACAAAAUAUAAAAGAUCAUCAAGCGGAUCUUACACCAUUGGGGUCCUUCUGGCAGCAACAUGUGGCUUCUAGUAAUUCAGCUCCAUUUAAUUCACCAUUUUAUUCGGCAGCACAUGGUCUUGUGCAGACUCACCCUUCCACAAGCCAGCCAGGCCCCAUUCCACUAAAUGGCAAUAGCAUUGGUAACGGCUUACCCCCCGCAAGCGUAAUUGCUAGCAAGCCAUCCCUGACAGUGGGAAGCGGAUAUCUUAAUUCACGCGGAAGUCUACCGAACUCUGCUCGAUAUCCAACUAAUAAGAUUACAGGCACCGUGGUCGAACCAAACCCGAAGUCUCCAUUCCGACACUUAGAUUUCUCUACAAGUGCAACUGCCGAGCUGCGACGCAAUCCGGCUUUAUCUGCUCCCGAUGAAUGUGCCCGUGCAUGCCGCGAAGGCGAGCCUCCACGAAUUUGUUAUUACCAUUUUACAUUGGAGUAUUACACAGUUCUUGGCGCUGCUUGCCAGGUAUGCACUCCAAAUGCAACAAACACAGUUUGGAGCCAUUGCCAGUGUGUUUUAGCUGACGGAGUUGAACGCGGAAUUCUAACUGCAAAUCGUAUGAUACCCGGGCCUAGCAUUCAAGUAUGCGAAAACGAUAAAGUUGUUAUUGACGUAGAGAACCACAUGGAAGGAAUGGAAGUAACUAUUCAUUGGCACGGGAUAUGGCAACGAGGUUCGCAGUAUUACGAUGGCGUUCCGUUCGUCACGCAGUGUCCUAUUCAGCAGGGUAAUACAUUCCGAUAUCAGUGGACAGGGAACGCCGGUACACACUUCUGGCAUGCUCAUACUGGUCUACAGAAACUAGAUGGACUUUAUGGUAGCGUCGUUGUUCGCCAGCCACCUUCUCGGGACCCUAACUCUCAUUUAUAUGACUUUGAUUUAACAACCCAUAUAAUGCUUAUCAGUGACUGGUUGCAUGAAGAUGCUGCAGAACGGUAUCCGGGACGUUUAGCUGUUAACACAGGACAAGACCCGGAGUCCAUGUUGAUCAAUGGCAAAGGCCAGUUUCGUGACCCUAACACUGGUUUUAUGACAAACACACCUUUGGAAAUAUAUACAAUUACACCAGGCCGUCGUUACCGAUUCCGGAUGAUAAACGCAUUUGCUUCAGUCUGUCCAGCACAAGUAACUAUAGAAGGCCAUGGCAUGACGGUUAUAGCAACCGAUGGUGAGCCUGUGCACCCUGUUGAUGUCAACACAAUUAUUUCAUUCUCAGGUGAGCGCUACGAUUUCGUAAUAACUGCGGAUCAACCUGUUGGAGCUUAUUGGAUACAGCUACGAGGACUUGGGGAGUGUGGUAUUCGCCGCGCACAGCAACUGGCUAUCCUGCGGUACGCCCGUGGACCUUAUCAGCCAGUCUCUUCGCCGCCAACAUAUGACGUUGGAAUUCCGCAAGGUGUGGUUAUGAAUCCCUUGGACGCUCAAUGCAACCGGCAACGAAACGAUGCCAUAUGCGUAAGCCAACUUAAAAACGCUCUUGAGAUUGAUCGUGGCAUAUUGGCAGAGAAGCCAGACGUAAAGAUUUUUCUACCGUUUCGCUUUUUUGUAUACCGAGCUGAAGAUCUUUUCCAACCGAACACAUAUAACAGAUUUUUGGUGGCACCCACCGGAGACCAUGUAAUUUCACUUAUCGAUGAGAUUUCAUACCUAUCGGCACCAGCGCCACUGACAUCUCAAUAUAAUGAUAUAAACCCAGAACAAUUUUGCAACGGAGACAAUCGUCCCGCGGACUGUGGACCAAACUGCAUGUGCACUCAUAAGAUUGAUAUUCCACUCAACGCAAUUGUGGAAGUAGUUCUAGUUGAUGAAGUUCAACAGCCCAACUUGUCACAUCCUUUCCAUUUGCAUGGAUACGGAUUUAGUGUCAUUGGUAUUGGCCGAUCCCCGGAUUCAUCAGUGAAGAAGAUAAAUUUAAAGCACGCAUUGGACCUAGACCGCCGGGGACUUUUACACAGACAAUAUAAUUUGCCACCAACAAAGGAUACAAUUGCAGUACCGAACAACGGUUACGUUGUUCUACGUUUUAGAGCUGACAACCCUGGCUUCUGGCUCUUCCACUGUCAUUUUCUGUUCCACAUUGUCAUUGGUAUGAACUUGAUUUUGCAGGUCGGCAGUAACGCUGAUCUGCCACCGGUGCCUCCAGGUUUUCCAACAUGUGGGGACCACACUCCACCUAUUCCAAUAAACUAAGACUAAAUCGUGACGACUAAACCUUAAACAAAUACACGUGGCAAAGCAUUUAAAAUCGAGCAACACAAUUUUAUAGAAGCAAGGAAAGACCUACAUACUGAUUGAACAGAUUGUAAAAAGUUUCCCUAUCACACUAUGUUUAACAAAAUUGUAUAUACUCUUAUUGAAAUACCACGUAGCAUAGCUUUUCUAUCCACUAAUCAAAACAUUGCCAAUGUCAACAUAUUAUUGAAAUAUUAUUCCAAUGAAUAUUUACUAUUAACCCAGAAGCUUAUUGACAAAUGUAUAUAGGUAAAAUCAUGUGUGUAUUUGUAGGUACUAAAAAUGCAAUACAAUUAUUUAAUUUUAUGUUAUGUUUAAAAUGCCUGCAAGCGACCAUUCUCAUCCUUUUGUUUUCCUUUCUGUAAAUGAAUUGUAGUAUAUUUUAAACAUUAUAUAGUAGCUUACCCGUUUUUAAAAUACUUUCAUGUAUUGUGUUCAAAAUAAAAGAUGUAUAAUUAAUAAUGAUAUUUUUUAAUAAAAGGUUUACAUUUUAUAAA